Aethina tumida (small hive beetle) is the source of this 4461-nucleotide messenger RNA. RefSeq names its product ski oncogene. Gene Ontology annotation, molecular function: SMAD binding; RNA polymerase II cis-regulatory region sequence-specific DNA binding; DNA-binding transcription factor activity, RNA polymerase II-specific. Gene Ontology annotation, biological process: negative regulation of BMP signaling pathway. The record is from RefSeq and is a predicted model, not a curated record. Lineage: Eukaryota; Metazoa; Arthropoda; Insecta; Coleoptera; Nitidulidae. The transcript has 2 exons. Bases 503 to 2476 code for a protein of 657 amino acids. Gene Ontology annotation, cellular component: nucleus.
AAGUCUGAAUGAUGGCCGCCUGGUAAAUGUGCGUUUUCCACCGAUCUGCUCUUGUCCAGGGUGGUGCGUGUGUUUCGUCCGGGCAUACGGACGUUCGGUCGUAUUGCAAGUUUGUUCCUGGUGGCGAUUCAACCCCGUGGUCGUUGGUUAAUUCUUAAUUUUACUCGGGUGAAGUGUCGACGCAGUGCGCACGCGCGUUGCACUAGUCUGCAAAACGUCGAGACAGCCGGUCAUAGCACAACCAGACAUGUUUAGGUGAACGUUUGAUGCGGACGGUAGGUUACGUGCGUGUGGAAACGGUACAGGCGCCAAUUAAUUGAAUCCAGACGACGUGUUUUUUUUUCCGUAACUAAUACAACAUCGUGAUGACAGUGAUCUUCUAAUCGCUAAUCCGAGUGACAAUCGACUUUUUAAACAACAGUUAAACACUUUUUGCCGUGACUUUGAUUCGAUAAUAAUAAAUUAUGUCAGUGAUAAACCAUGUUAACAGUAAUUGUAUUUAAUGGUUCUCUGUAGUGUGAAAUCGAAAUACUUUAAGAUGAUGGAAGUAACCGCUCACCUGAAGAGCGUGCUAAAGAACUAUCAGCACAGUGCGACGAAGAGUCUGCAGGGUCCCGGACUGUCGCUGGUGACCGCCAAAAGCGAGUUCCCCAGUCCGGAAAUCAAAGAGGAGGAAUUCGUGCCGGCCAGCUUCCCGGUCCAGCAGGUCCCCAUACUCACCACGCCGGACACCUCGUGCAGUGAAAGGACCGAAACGACCUUAGAGGGUGAAACCAUCUCUUGCUUCGUUGUCGGAGGCGAAAAGCGCUUGUGUCUGCCCCAAGUGCUCAACUCGGUGCUCAGAGAUUUUUCGCUGCCGCAAAUCAAUCAGGAAUGCGACCAGCUACACAUAUACUGUUCCAGGUGCACCCUCGAACAGUUGAACGUACUAAAAAACCAGAACAUACUGCCAUCAGGUGCUCCCAGUUGCGGAUUAAUCACCAAAACUGACGCGGAGCGAUUGUGUAGUGCCCUGUUGUACGGCAACAUCACCACCACCAUCAAACCGAGGAAGGAGGCCCUGUCGUUCAAAAUCUAUCACCAGUGCUUCGGGAAGGCGUACGGCAUAUGCUACCCGGAACUGUUCAUCAGCAAAAAUGCGAAAUGCAUAAAGUGUGUGGACUGCCAGAAUGGUUUUUCGCCGCAGCAAUUCGUGUGUCACGUGCACAGGGACUUGGAAAACAGGACUAUACAUUGGGGAUUCGAUUCCUGCAAUUGGCGGAACUACCUGUUAAUCUCCAAGGAUCAGCCGGAAGAGGAACAGUACGUCAAAAUAUUGGACGAGAUGCAGAAACAGUAUGAAGGCAAAGCAACGUUCCCGCCUCCGAUUAUAGACACGCCGAUUAAGAGGAAACAGAUACCCACAUCGGAUAUAAUCAAGGAUCUACCAUUGAAAAAGCAGAAACUGGACGAGUACAUGAACCUGCCAUUCAAACUUCAACAGCAGAACUAUCUACAUCAAAUCUAUGCCACAUUAGAUCCACAAUACAUACAGCAGUACCUGCACGAAAUCAAUAAUCCUCAACGCCAUUUGUCCGCAUUUAAGCCGGUAACACAGACCAUCAAGGAGUCGAAGAUCAGACAUGCCAAUGCACUCGGCAUAACGACCCGAUAUGCGGACCCGCCACUUUUGCAAAAUCCAGAAAGAGUUGUUCGAAUAUCGGAAUCCGAAAGAUUCGAACGAUCCUUCCAGCCGAACGUGGCUUUGGCACCUCCCACACCCAAAAAACAUCGAUAUGGUAAAGGCAAGGAGCUCUUCAACAAAGAAAUUAAAAGUGAUGAGUCACCGGACAGUGAUCCAGCCACAGUCAUCGUUAAAGAGGAAAUAUUUGAAGAGUCAUCUAGAGUAAGUCCCGAAAAGUCUACAAUAAUCCAAAGUACUGCUAUGGUCCAGCAAACGCCAGUGGUACAGAAGUAUAAUCCGGAGAUUGAGUUAUCCACAGAUACUGAUGACAGUGCUUCAGAAUCUUCAGAGAAAAUCUUGGAUCCUGAUAAAGUAGAAGACAUUCUUCUAGGGGUUGAUAACUCAAUUAAAUUGAAAAUAUUAAAUUUGUUUAGUCAGCAGGAAAAACUUAUCAGCGAUUUGAAAAUAAAAAAUUCCGAAUUAAAGAAAGAAGUGGAGGAGCUACGUAAAAGUGCUGAGAAAAGGGAAAUAUGUAACAACAAUAAUGAUAAUGAUUCUGUAUGUUCUGAAAACACACUUAUUAACACCAACUGUUCUUCCAUUAACAAAUCGAAGGACAUCGUUAAUGGUACAGAGGAAAAGAAAUCAGAGUUGACAAAUGGGUUUCAUGAAACAAAGGAAGAGGAAAACAUAGUGGAGGCAAUUGAGGAAAAAAAUGAUAAAAUUGAUACGGUUGAACAACCCACAGUAAUCGCCAGUGUUGAAAAAAAUAAUACCGAAAAAACAGCAAUAAUUAAGAGUGCUGUUGAAUGAUCAGUAAUUGUCAAACGUCAGGUUUGCUUUAAUGAUUCUUGAGAGCUGGAUCUCGAUGUAACUAAUAUGCAGAUGAUCUCAGUGCUUUGACAACAUAAGAAUUAAUUUUGUUGAUUUUAUGACUACCUAAUUUUUACAAUAAUUAAUGAAAUUUAAAAUAUUGUUGACCAUCUUGCAUAUUAUGUGAUUAUUACUGAUGGACGACAAAGCUCUCACAUAAAAUUUUCUUUUGCUUUAAAAGUAUUGUACAUAUUGUAAAUUUUUAGACCUUUUUAGAAAAGGCUUUUACUACGUACUAAAGUUAGUCAUAGAUCUAUAUGUGAAAUUUAGAGAUUUUUAUUUUUAAAGGCUUGUGUAAAUACGCAAUAUUAUUUGUACGUUUUUGAGAUAUAUUUAUAUACAAGGCGGCCAAAAAUCUAACAUUGGUUUUUGUAUGAUUCGACCCUAUUUGCUGCCGUAUAUCUAGUUGAUAGUUUUAUAAUUUUUAUUUCUGACUUGUUCUUGUUAAAACCAAUUUGUUUUAUUUAUGAUUGAGGAAAAAUUGUUAUAUAAUUAGGGACUUUUGCAGAUCUUACAUUAUAAUGGAAUUUUUGUGGUGGAUUAAAUAAAGAUAUUCACAUUAUACCAAAAAUUUUGAUAAUAAUCUUCUCAUAAUUUUUACAAAAAAUGAAAUAUUUUAUAUGGAUUAUAAUUUAUUUGCAAAUUAAUUAGGUAUAUUUAUUUUAAUAUAAAAUGUAAGUUCUGUGAAAUUCCAGGUAAAAUAUUUUUAUCGAUUAAAUUACGAAUAAAAAGUACAAAAUAAGAUGCUUAGCAUCAUAUUAAUAUAUAUGAGAGUUUUAAUAAGGUGUAAAAGAGCUUGCGAAUGUCUGAAUUUAUUUUGAAUUCAAAAUUGUAUGUAGAUUGACAUAUCAAUUACUCUUGAAAAAAGUUUUUAAUAUAUAUAUUUGUAAUAACAUUCUCCAAAUUCUAUAUUUAAUUAAAUGUUAGUUAAAUUAUUUCGUGUACUAUUUACAAUUAUUCCUUUACGAUAUUUGCUUAAAAAUAAUGAUGUUUCUACAUUAUCAUCAUCAUAUAUUUUACGUAUGUAUCAUCAUAGAUUUUGGAGAAGUCUGUAUAUUGCAUAGACUGUUUUUAAUUUUUGUAAUACUCUUAAUAAUAUGACUGAUUUUUUCGAGGGUAAUACUUAUGUUGAUUGCUUAUUUCGUAUUGACCAAAUAUUUGAAAUUUCUCAGGUAUUUAAAAAUACAAUCAAUUUUUUGUACAUAAAAAUAUAUUGCGCUGGUCGCAACUUUGUACAAUUUUGAAUUGCAAAAGUGGAAUGUUUAUGUUAUAAGAAGAAAAAAAAAUAAUUUUGUAUGGUAUACUAAAUUAUUUUACUAAUAUUUUGCUCUGUAAAAUUCUUUUUGUUUGCUUUAUUUUGUUAAUUUUUUAAAAUUAAUUUUAUAUAAAUAUUUUUAUAUUUUCUUUUAAUGAAAAUAAUGUGAUAUUCAGUUUUUGAUUUUUUAAAUAUCUUUCUCAGUAUUUUCAAUAAAUUUCAACAAACAAUUUUGUUGUUUCGGCGCUUUUGUGAAAUUUACGUUGGUUUUAAUUUGGAUAGAUUUAAACUUUUGGCAGCUUUAAUUAUUUUUUAGAUAAACCUAUAAUAGAUAAUAUGCCAAUAUAUUUCCCCUUAGUUAUACAAAAUUCUAAAUUGUUCCUAGCAUUAAAAAGAAUUUCAACUGCCAUUUUGACUUAGCAAUACGAGGGAAUAAUAUUGGCGUAUUAAAUAUUCGCCUGAAAAAUUGUUAUAAAUUUGUUAAUUAUUAAAUAAUUAUAUAUUUUGUGAUCUCAAAAUAUGUAAGAAUGCUGUUGAAAUUUUAAGAGUAAGAAUUUAGAUAGGUUUUCGUGUGUGUAAGUUAUUAUAUUAUAAAUAUACACAAAUUAUUUCAUAAAUAUAUAUUUCUGAAUUUUAUGUGUCAAACAACAAAUAAAAUGCAUUAAUUUAU